AUGGAGCUACAGAGGCCUCUGAGUCAGGGUCAGCUUCAAAGUUGGGCACAGGAGACCAAACCACCUACUGCAUUUACAGUCAUAGUUCCAAAGGACCUAUAUGUGGUAGAAUAUGGCAGCAAUGUGACAAUCGAAUGCAAAUUCCCAGUGGAAAAACUAUUAGAUCUGGUUUUAUUAAUUGACUACAGAGAAACGGAGGAUAAGAAUAUUAUCCAGUUUGUGCAUGGAGAAGAUCUGAAGGAUCAGCACAGUAGCUUCAGACAGAGGGUCUGGCUGUUGAAGGACAGACUUUUUCUGGGAAAUGCUGCACUUCAGAGCAGGAUUAAAUAUCAGGCAUCUACUAUGUUGCAAGGCAUUGAAGAAAUGAUCAAGCCUUCACGCCAUGAACAGCCAAAUUCCAAGGAUCCAGUCACCUCUGAACAUGAACUAACGUGUCAGGCUGAGGGUUACCCCGAAGCUGAAGUCAUCUUUACAAGCAACCACUGAGUCCUGAGUGGCAACACCACCACCAAUUCCAAGAGAAAAGAGAAGCUUUUCAAUGUGACCAGCAUACUGAGAAUCAACACAAAAGCUAAUGAGAUUUUCUACUGCACUUUUCAGAGAUUAGGUCCCAAGGAAAACAAUAUGGCUGAGUUGGUCAUUCCAGAACCACCUAAGGUAUUUCCCUCAAAUAUGAGGACUCACUUGGUUCUGGGAGCUGUCCUGUUGUCCUUUGGGGUAGCAUUGACAAUCAUUUUCUGUCAAAGAAAAGGUGAUAUUUCUUUUAUUACAGUGGUCUCCACUGGGGAUGUAGGAUGA
Galeopterus variegatus (Sunda flying lemur) is the source of this 798-nucleotide messenger RNA. RefSeq names its product CD274 molecule (gene CD274). Gene Ontology annotation, cellular component: external side of plasma membrane. The record is from RefSeq and is a predicted model, not a curated record. Lineage: Eukaryota; Metazoa; Chordata; Mammalia; Dermoptera; Cynocephalidae. Gene Ontology annotation, biological process: positive regulation of T cell proliferation; cellular response to lipopolysaccharide; T cell costimulation.